AUGGAGCACUUAGACACCACUAGGUACCGUAAGGACUGGAACGACCCUGAGUGGCAAAGCCCCACUAAAGCUGGUGGUAAUACAUAUUUGAAUUAUGCAUCUCCUCAAAGAAGUGGUUUUAAUACAUCACCUCAAAGGACAGUGUUUGGUGCUUCGCCCCAGAGAACUAAUCCUCAGCCACAUGUUUAUACAUCUCCGCAAAGAAAUAAUGUCUUUAUGAAUACUUCUCCUCAAAGAAAUGAUGCGUUUAUAAAUACUUCUCCUCAAAGAUUAAAUACUUUUAUGAAUGUAUCUCCUCAGAGAUCAAACGUGUUUGUGAAUACGUCUCCUCAAAGGACUAGUUUUAAUCCAAAUAGCAAUAGGCCAAACUUGAAUUGGUCUACUGUCGAAAGUAUACUUCCUCCAAAUCCAAUGGUUAAUAGUCCAUCGAAGUAUAACAAUAAUAAUAACAACAAUAACAACAACAACAACAACAACAAUAACAACAAUAAUAACAAUAAUAACCGUACUAGUCCGUACAAAAACAAUUCUAAUACCACUAACUCAAACAACAAAUAUUAUAACAAGCUUAACCAAUCGAAUAGUUAUUUGAUCAACAACAAUAAUAAUAAUAACUCUUCGAAUAAUCGUCACAGUUCACCCACGAAAAAUAGCAACAAUAAUAACAAUAAUAAUAACAAUAAUAAACAGAAACAGCUCAAAUUGAAGGAGAUUUACGAUGAAAACUCUUUGCCGGUGAUGAAUAGGAUGUAUAUAGAACAAUCGAUUAGAUCUAAGUACUUUAAUAAUUCGAUCGAUUUGAAUCAAUUCUUUAAUGAUUCCACGACAAAUACAAACUCAAGUAAUAACUCUAGUAUGAAUAAAUUGAAGCCGAUAAUAAACACCUUACCAAAACAUUUGAAAAAUGUCUCAAGAAAGAAAUACAAAUUGAUCAUUCCAUUGAGAAAACUACAGCAAGAUUCAAAAGGUGAUAAUAAAACAAUAAAUGAAUUGAUGGCCACUCGUAAUGACUCUAAUGAUCAAAUUAUUCAAUCUUUUGGUAAACCAAAUUUGAAAAUUAGUGAUUUGACCAAAGAUGAAGAUAAAUUAAUCUUGAAAAAUUAUUUACUUAAUACCAUUAAAAUUGUUAAUCCAAUCCAUAGAAAACUGAUAAAUUCAAAUCCACAUCUUCAAAUCAAUCCAGCCACUACAACUGCUCAAACACCAGCAUCGACAACUGCCACUGCAACAACUGCCAAUACGGCUUCGAAUCUAAUUCAAAAUAGUUUUGAUCUAAGUUUUGACGGCAAGGCAUUAGAUCGAAGCGAUAUCCUAAGAAUGGUCGAUUCAUUCAGUGUAGCUUUUUCAGAUGAAGAAAAUGAUAAUGAAAUCAAUAUAGAUAAAAACAAGGAUAAGGAAAAGGAAAAGGAUCCAAACACAACUACAACUAUGAACAAAAAAUCAAUGCUCAGAUUCAAUCCUCAUUCAAGAAAUAUCUUGCCUGCAGAAAUGACAAGUAGCGCCUUUUAA
Messenger RNA from Henningerozyma blattae CBS 6284, 1509 nucleotides. RefSeq lists its product as uncharacterized. The coding region runs from base 1 to 1509 and encodes 502 amino acids. NCBI's taxonomy places the organism in Eukaryota, Fungi, Ascomycota, Saccharomycetes, Saccharomycetales, Saccharomycetaceae. The transcript has a single exon. The record is from RefSeq and is a predicted model, not a curated record.